Molecule: messenger RNA, 1890 nt
Organism: Podarcis raffonei (Aeolian wall lizard)
Lineage: Eukaryota; Metazoa; Chordata; Lepidosauria; Squamata; Lacertidae
Gene: TUBG1
Product: tubulin gamma 1
Exons: 11
Coding region: 119-1474 (451 amino acids)
Biological process (GO): mitotic spindle organization; meiotic spindle organization; mitotic sister chromatid segregation
Cellular component (GO): microtubule; spindle; cytoplasm
Molecular function (GO): GTP binding; structural constituent of cytoskeleton
Source: RefSeq, a predicted model, not a curated record
GGAGGUGAAGGCGGAAAGAAGCGCAGCGGGGCUGCAAACGGCAUUUAUUUUAUUCUUUAUUUUUUUUUUAAGAAGGGGACGCGUCUCAGGCCCGGGAGGAGCAGGGGCCGGAGCCGCCAUGCCGCGGGAGAUCAUCACUCUGCAGCUGGGGCAAUGCGGCAACCAAAUUGGCUUUGAAUUCUGGAAGCAGCUCUGCGCAGAGCAUGGCAUCAGCCCUGAGGGCAUUGUGGAGGAGUUUGCCACCGAGGGCACUGACCGAAAAGAUGUCUUCUUUUACCAGGCAGACGAUGAACACUAUAUCCCUCGAGCUGUCCUCCUAGACCUGGAGCCACGAGUGAUCCAUUCCAUCCUGAACUCUCCAUAUGCCAACCUGUACAACCCAGAAAAUAUAUACCUGUCUGAGCAUGGCGGCGGGGCUGGGAAUAACUGGGCCAGUGGCUUUUCACAGGGAGAAAAGAUCCAUGAAGAUAUAUUUGACAUUAUCGACAGAGAAGCUGACGGCAGUGACAGCUUAGAGGGUUUUGUCCUGUGCCAUUCCAUCGCCGGUGGGACAGGCUCUGGUCUGGGCUCUUACCUCCUGGAGAGAUUAAAUGACAGGUACCCCAAGAAGCUGGUGCAGACAUACUCGGUCUUUCCCAACCAAGAUGAGAUGAGCGAUGUGGUUGUUCAGCCGUACAACUCUCUCCUGACCCUCAAGCGGCUGACACAGAAUGCCGACUGUGUGGUGGUUCUAGACAACACAGCCCUGAACCGCAUUGCGACUGACAGACUGCAUAUCCAGAAUCCCACCUUUUCCCAAAUUAACCAGCUGGUCUCCACCAUCAUGUCUGCCAGCACCACAACGUUGCGCUACCCGGGCUACAUGAACAAUGACUUGAUCGGGCUGAUCGCCUCCCUGAUUCCCACUCCCAGAUUGCACUUCCUGAUCACGGGCUACACCCCUCUCACCACAGACCAGGCUGUGGCCAGCGUCCGGAAAACCACCGUCCUUGAUGUGAUGCGGCGGCUGCUGCAGCCCAAGAACGUCAUGGUGUCCAUGGGGCGUGACCGGCAGACGAAUCAUUGCUAUAUCGCCAUCCUUAACAUCAUUCAGGGGGAAGUGGACCCCACCCAGGUCCACAAGAGCCUGCAGCGGAUCCGAGAGAGGAAGCUAGCCAAUUUCAUUCCCUGGGGCCCAGCCAGCAUCCAAGUAGCACUUUCUAGGAAGUCUCCGUACUUGCCGUCAGCACACCGGGUCAGCGGUCUGAUGAUGGCCAACCAUACCAACAUUUCAUCGCUCUUUGAACGCACCUGCCAGCAGUACGACAAGCUGCGCAAACGCGAAGCCUUCCUGGAGCAGUUCCGCAAGGAGGACAUCUUCAAGGAGAACUUUGACGAGCUGGACGACUCCCGGAAGGUUGUCCAGGAGCUGAUAGAUGAAUACCACGCUGCCACUCGGCCCGACUACAUUUCCUGGGGCACACAAGAGCAGUGAGGCAUGGCAUCCCUCCGGAAGUGACAAAUAUGCCGUCCUUCACCUUCUGUGACCCAGGGCUGGGGCUGUGAGGGUACUUGCAGGUCCCUAAACAGGGGAAGGGAUUCCUUGUGUUGUUUCGGCUCUCCUGUUAGAAUUCUCCAUCACUGCAGCCUAAUGCUCCCAUUCCCGGGCCUGACUGCACCCCCGUUGCCUUAAAAGAACCAGGCUGUCCCUUUGGCAUUUUCCCCUGGAGCGAGUCUGGUUAGCAGCAUUAGGAUAGCUCCUUUUCUUGUUUGUUCCUUUCCAUCUCCCUAAGAAGCUUUUCCCUCCGCUGAGCAGUUUUCCUGUCGCACGUGUGUUUUAUUGAAAUGUAUUCAAUUGCAGGCGGAAAUAAGCACCAAAGCGGAUUAAGAAAUGCAACGUUUUGAAGUUAA